CUGAUCUACCUCCCACGUCCACUCCGUUCUCAAAUGUUGAUUGGCAAUGGAAUCUCUUUCCAUCAUUUCACCACGUUCCCCACGCGAACUAUUUCUUUCUUCACAAAUGACAUGUAUAAUACUUCUACUUUACAUGUGGUCGUCAUGCAUUCGUUUUGCUGUGUCGUCAUCUGUCGCGUUAGUGUUUGUAAAUAUGGCGUCCAAGGAGAGACCUGAAGAUCACAGAAGAAAGUGGGAUAGAGAUGAAUAUGAAAGACUUGCUGCAACCAGAAUUCAAGAAGAAUUGGAAGCUCAAGAAAAAGCUAAACAGAAACAACCCCCUGUUAAGCGAGAAUUAUUGCGACAAAGAGAUUAUCGUGUUGAUUUAGAAUCCAAAUUAGGAAAGAGUGUUGUGAUAACCAAAAACACCCCCUCUUCACAGACAGGCGGCUAUUACUGCAAUGUUUGUGACUGUGUUGUUAAAGAUUCCAUCAAUUUUCUUGAUCACAUCAAUGGAAAAAAACAUCAGCGGAAUUUGGGUAUGUCAAUGAGAGUUGAGAGAUCUUCUUUGGACCAAGUUAAAAAACGUUUUGAAGUGAACAAAAAGAAACUUGAAGAAAAGAAGAAGGAUUAUGACAUUGAACAAAGAAUGAAAGAAUUACGAGAAGAGGAGGAGAAAUUGAAAGAAUAUCGUAAAGAGAAGAGGAAAGAACGAAAACGGAAACUUGAAGAUGAUCCAGAACCCCAAGAACAAGAAUCAGAACUAGCAUCUAUAAUGGGAUUUUCUGGUUUUGGUUCAUCAAAAAAGUGAAAUUGUGUUGGGAAAUCAGUUAUGCAAAACUUGGACUUCAUGUUUUUCCUUUCUUUUAGUCAAAACAAUUUAUUUCUUUACACAAAAACUAUCAAUAUUGAACAAGUGAUAAGAAAUAGAUUUUUUUAAAUCUGGAAAUGUUUGCAUUUGAAAACAAAAUUAUUUUUUUCUUGUAAUGUCAAAUGAUUUUAUAUUUAAAUACCUAACUAUGUCAAUGAGUUACAGAUAUGUUAUGUCAAUUGUAAAAAAUCUAUUAAGAAUAAAGAGCACAAAAAAGGAGUUUUUCAAAUUCAAAUAAGAUAUUCAUAUUACAUUAUUGUAAAACUAAUGUGUAUUUCAGAAGAAAAAUAUUUAUGUACAAUUAGAUUUAAAAAUUAUGUUGAUAAUAUUAUGCCUCAUCUCAAAUCGUAUGAUUUUUUGCCUUUAUCUUUUUCACCUCUGUAAUUUCUGUUUUUUAUCUUUCAGUUAUUUGAAAUGACUUUUUUUUUUUUAAAUUUUCUUAUUGAAUAAAUAUUCUUGUCAAUAA
Messenger RNA from Gryllus bimaculatus (two-spotted cricket), 1316 nucleotides. The record is from the annotation of a GenBank genome assembly. NCBI's taxonomy places the organism in Eukaryota, Metazoa, Arthropoda, Insecta, Orthoptera, Gryllidae.